AUGUGUUGCAAGGGUGAAAAGGUGACAAUUACACAGGUGUUUGCUCCUGACGAGUUGUUACAGUUAUUUUCAGACACUUCUACUGAAGGACGACAUUUUAGACAGCAUAUUAGAAGUUACAACCAUGUAAUGUCGUUUACUUCACUUGGUGUCCACGUCGACGAAAGUUUAGUUACAACUGGUCGUGGUAUUUACACAUUUCGUGCUCAAGGCACAAUUUUACACAAAAUAGGAGGUUUUCAUCCGAAUCAAGGUUCAAGGCCACGCUACUUGCAGCUAUACAUUUAUGAUACUGAUCAUGAGCUUCAAAAUAGGAUGAGGGAAAACCCAAUACUUAACCAAGCCAUAGUGUAUAAAUUACAAAAAAUACUCCAUCAAUGCAACCCGUUUGUCAUCAUGUUUAGGCAGCUUGCACUAGAGCCAAAUGUUGAAGAAUGUAGGUUACUCAUUAAAGAGUGUCCUUCAAAUCAGCCACAAUAUAGUCUCCCUUCAACUUCUCAAGUUGCAGCAAUUGUUAUUGGUGGUGGUGAUGAAGAUACAAUAGAACGUGGAAGAGAUAUAAAUGUCAUCAACUGUGAUGGAAAUCUAACAAAGGUUCAAGAAACAAUUGGGUAUUAUGAUCCUUUACAAUAUCCUAUAUUGUUUUCGUUCGGAAUAUACGGUUGGGACAUAGAAACAAAAAAUAAUGUUGGAAAAAAUGUUACAUGCCGAGAGUACUACAGUUAUGUGCUUCAGAUUCGAUAUAAUGAUCAAUUUGUAUUGUUAAAAUCGGGUCGACUUUUACAACAGUAUGUUGUAGACAAUUAUGUAAAGAUUGAAACAGGAAGGUUGAGAUGGAUUCGAAGAAAUCAAAAUAAUAUUCGGUCUGAGGUAUAUCAGGGGUUACAAGAUGCAUUGCACGAUGGGGAGAAUAACGCAUAUAAUGUUGGACAAAGGACAAUAUUACCAUCAUCAUUUAUUGGAAGUAAGCGAGACAUGACACAAAGAUAUCAAGAUGGUAUGGCUAUUGUUCUUAAUGAUGGUAAACCAGAUAUAUUCCUUACAAUGACAUGCAAUCCUUCCUGGAUGGAGAUAACUUCCGAAUUAGGAAUCCAUCAAACUCCACAAGAUCGACCUGAUUUGCUAACAAGAAUUUUUCGAUCAAAAUUUGAGCAGUUGAAGGAUGAUAUCAUUAAUAAAGGAGUCUUAGGGAGAGUUAGAAGUUAUAUGUAUGUAACGGAAUUUUAG
Messenger RNA from Lathyrus sativus (Indian pea), 1227 nucleotides. The record is from the annotation of a GenBank genome assembly. NCBI's taxonomy places the organism in Eukaryota, Viridiplantae, Streptophyta, Magnoliopsida, Fabales, Fabaceae.